AUGAGGGUUCAAGAUUUGGCCGAAGAAUUCACCGCUCACCGUGAUCAAGUUCAUCAGCGAUUGGAUCAAGUGAAUGAAUCGAUUGAAGCACGAUUUGCAGCGAUGGAGGCACAACUUAGAGAAUUUAUGUCUUGGUCAAGACCCCAACAAUUGGAUCUUCAAAUCCGAAUUGUUCUUAUGUCUACAACAGACUCCGGAUCAUCUCAAGGUCCAAAUCGCAGGGUUGAGGACGGUGCUGCAGGGGACUGGUUUCAAUGGAUCUUUAAUUGUGGUACUGUGCAAACGUGGGAGGAGUUCACUAAGGCAGUGAGACAACGUUUCGGUUCGUCACAUUACAGAGAUGUCAGAGGAGUUCUUGCAAAAUUGACCCAAAAUGGUUCCUUGGCGGAUUAUAUGCGAGAAUUUCAAAGAUUCAUGAACCAGGUACAUGAUCUCAGUGAUAAUCUUUUAAUGAUUCUUUUCAUUUCAGGUUUGCAACCUGAUCUUCAGGGAGCAAUUCAGUUGCAUCGGCCCACUAGCUUGCAUCAAGCUAUGCAACUAGCUUUAGCUUAUGAUAGCCAUCAUUCUGAGCUUCGUUCCUCUUUCACCAAUCAUACAAAGAAAUCCUUUCAUCGUCCCCACUCACCCACCAAAACUGAGAAAGCUACCCCUUUAGCUAUUCAAUCAUCCCAAGCACUAGCCUUACCAGCCCCACCUACAUUACCUGUUAGAAAAUUAUCAUCCGAAGAAAUACAAAAGAAAAGAGAACUGGAUAUAUGUUUCACAUGUGAUGAAAAGUGGACAGCUAGACAUAGAUGCAACGCCAAGAUGAUGCUCCUUAUAGGAGAAGUAGAAGACUCGGGUGGACAGCAAGAAGAAGAGAUAGUUCGGGGUUUAGAAGAACCCAAGGGAACCAGAAUUGAUGCAGCUUUGAAUUCUCUGUCGGGGAGUAAUAAUCUGAGAUCAAUACAAUUGCAGGCCAGUAUAUUGAAUCAAGGAGUAAAGGUGUUAGUAGACUCUGGAAGCUCUCACAACUUUAUUAGAAGAAGACUAGCAGAAGAACUUCGGUUGCCUAUGAAAAAGUCUUCUAAAAUGAGAGUUUUUAUAGGAAUGCAUUGGUUAACUCAACUAGGCAAGGUCACCCAUGACUACAAUAAUUUGUCCAUGGAAUUUGUAUGGCUGGGAAUACCAGUAAAAUUGAGUGGUUGUCAGCAACAAGGAAAAGAGUUAUCAACAGAGGGUAUGGAAGGUGAAUGUAAUACUCUUUCACUGCAACCUGUUGAGGAGGCUCAAGCAAAGGAGAUAGCUUAUUUGGGCCAUGUAGUGACUAUUUCUGGUGUUAAAGCUGAUCCAAGGAAGCUAUCAGCAAUAACAGACUGGCCUACCCCUCACUCUAUCAAGCAACUAAGGGCUUUUCUUGGUCUAACAGGAUAUUAUAGGAGAUUUGUACAACAUUAUGCUUCAAUAGCCCAUCCACUAACUGAGCUGUUGAAACAGGAUAGGUUCUCAUGGACUCCUGAAGCUGAUGUAUCUUUUCAGAAGUUGAAGGUAGCCAUGUCCACAACACCUGUGUUGAAUCUUCCAUAUUUUAGCUCUUCUUUUGUCAUUGAAUCGGAUGCAUCAAAGUUUGGAAUAGGGGUUGUAUUAUUACAAAAUGGUAAACCUAUUUCAUUUUUUAGUAAGAAGUUGGGGGUUAAAAUGGCAAUAGCUUCUGCCUAUACUCCUGAACAACAGAAGUGCAUGUCAAAGCUUCUUGGAUAUAGUUUCAGCAUUGAGUAUAAAACAGGACUUUCCAAUGUGGUGGCAGAUUCACUAUCUAGACAACAUGAUGACAUGGUGCACGGUACAGCUCUAGCUUUGAUAUCUGAACCUAAAUUUGACAUUAUUAAUCAGAUUAAGUCAGAAAAUUCUGCAGACCAGGACUUAUUGGCUAUACAUCAGUCAUUGGUGAAAACUUCUACUCAAGCCCCAAUGGGUUUGUUAAAUCCAUUGCCUAUUCCAGAAGCUGUUUUUGAUGAUUUAACCUUGGAUUUUAUUACAGCCUUGCCAAAGUCACAAGGAUUUACCACCAUUUUAGUAGUGGUUGAUAGACUCACGAAAUAUGGACAUUUUGGUCCAUUUCCUGCAUCUUACACAGCUUCAACAGUGGCUCAAUUGUUUUGUAACAUGAUUGUGAAACUUCAUAGGUUUCCAAGGUCCUUUGUUUCAGAUCGUGACCCAAUAUUCUUGAGCAAUUUUUGGAGGAAAUUAUUUCAAUUGAGUGGUACAAAACUCCAUGCAACAUCAGCUUAUCACCCUCAAUCGGAUGGUCAAACUGAGGUGACCAACCGAUAUAUUGAACAGUACCUUAGAGCUUUUUGCUCAGAAAAAAAUCAUGCUUGGUCUUCCUAUCUUUGCUGGGCAGAAUUGCAUUAUAAUACCUCUUUUCACUCUUCAAUUAAUACAUCACCAUUUCAGGCAUUGUAUGGGAGAGCACCAGUGAUGUUACCUAUGUACCCAAGGGGUUUGAUCAAAAUAGAAGCCUUAAACACAUUACUUCAAAAGCGCAAUGAAGUCUUAGCAAGUCUCAAGCUAAACUUGCAACGUGCUCAACAUCGAAUGAAACUUCAAGCAGAUAGGCACCGUUGA
Gastrolobium bilobum is the source of this 2607-nucleotide messenger RNA. RefSeq lists its product as uncharacterized. The coding region runs from base 1 to 2607 and encodes 868 amino acids. The record is from RefSeq and is a predicted model, not a curated record. The transcript has 6 exons. NCBI's taxonomy places the organism in Eukaryota, Viridiplantae, Streptophyta, Magnoliopsida, Fabales, Fabaceae. Gene Ontology annotation, molecular function: nucleic acid binding; aspartic-type endopeptidase activity. Gene Ontology annotation, biological process: proteolysis; DNA integration.